GUACUCUAGUGCUCUCCGUGCAAGUUGCGGACCCACCAGUGGUGUUUCCUCCUUUUCAACGUCGUCCUCUUCCAUGCCCUGUUGUUUGGGGCGGACAUUGUCGAGGAGUACCUCUUGCAGCCCACGCCUGCGGUCUACACCGAUGGCAUAGUUGUUGAUGUAAGAGAGAGAGCAAGGAAACUAGAUCUGAGCAGCGCCAGGGAGAACAUUUCCCACGACUACCCAAUGACUAACCCCAAUGCCUGCAGAAACUCCAACCUCUUCCUCCUCGCUCUGGUUUUCAGCUCCACAGCUAAUGUCACCCAAAGAGAUGCAGUGAGGAAGACAUGGGCCAACCAAACGCUCAUACAAGGCUUCCCAGUUCGGAUACUGUUCUUCCUUGGAUCAACCGACACUUUCGUUGCACAAAAGGCCCUCGCGAUAGAGUCUGACCGUCACGGGGACAUGGCCCAAGGUCACGCUGUGGCUGACUCAUCUCUCCGGGGCCCAACAGAGAUGACAGUGUCGGCCCUCCGCUGGGUGAUCGCCUUCUGUCCCGUGGCACGCUUUGUUCUGCUGACCAAGGACUCUGUGUUUGUGAACCUCCCAGCCAUCGGAGGCUACCUACUCGGGCUGCACCGGCACCCAGAGGACUUUUAUUUAGGAAGGGUGAUCCAGAGAGAAUCCCCUGACAGGGACCCCAAAAGUCCUGGCUACCUGCCGCCAGCACUCUACCCUGAUAAGUACCUACCUGAAUACUGUGAUGGAAUGGCCUACGUUCUAUCCCAGGAUGUGGUCAGAAAAGUGUAUGUGGCGUCUGCAGCGGUCCGUGCGCCUGUGCGGCCGGAUGUUUUUGUGGGCCUUUGUGCUCAGAAGGCUGGCGUCACACCAAAACACAGCUCCAGGUUCUCAGGAGAGAAACAUAUCCGCUAUAACGCCUGCUGUUACCGCUAUUUGUUCAGCUCGGCAGUGAUGGAAAGCCACGAUCUAGAAAGAGUGUGGGCGGACCUGGGACAGAAGAGUGGAAGAUGCUCACUGUUACAGACCUACUCUGGCCUGUUGAUCUGUAAGACUCUCACAUAUCUAGAUAAACUAUCCUUUUUCAACUCUAAGGGAUGAGCUGAAUUGAACAGUUAAUUUAAUAGAGUAUGUGUUAGUAAAUUCAUUUUCUUGUAAAGGAAAAAGACUGAAAGAGACAGACCUUGUCCAUUUUUCACAGAGCCAAUGCAGAAGGGAUAGACAUCAAACAAGUAUGCAUUGUUCUCUAUAACACUGUGAAUGGAAUGGACCUGCCGUUAAUGUAAUGCAUACCUGUGCUUCUCCUUCAGUCAUUCCUAAGUGCCCCUCUCACUUGAAGUACAUUCACUUAAUAAGCAGGGUACUUUGCUGCAAUAAAAACACAACAACUAUGAAAUAAAUACACAAGUGGACAAUCAAUUUUAAUAUAAAUGGAAUCAGUUUCCUUAAUGCAGCUAUAAAGCAGUUUCUACAUCACCAUAUUACUGCUGCAAACCAUAGUUUAAAAAACCCUCAUACAGUUCCAAGUACGGGCAUUCUGUCAAAGAACAGCAGUCUUACGUCAUCUAUUUUCUGUACCGCAGCUUUUUAAUGUGCAACCUAAUUCCAUAAGCUUAUUGACUGCUAUGUGCAAAUACUCAUUAAUGCAUCAUGUAACUGUUGUGGUUGAAGAGCAACAAGCUGUAAGCCUGUGUUUAUUUUACAUAUAGUUUCUUUAUUUAUCUGUAUCUCUUUUUGUGGUUAAAAUAUGCUAACUGAGCUGUGUCUGUAGGGGGUUGGGGAAAGGAAAACCGUUUCCACUCUCUCUUUAAAUAAGGUGGCACACGUGAAUGAGCCGGGCUUCACUAUGACCAAUAAGGCAGGACCUGAACCUGAACAUCUGCAGUCCAAAACAAGUAGUCACAUUCUUGAUUCUACCGUCAGGUCUAGAAACCAGCAGCAUGGGAAGUCCACAAUGUUGGAUGUCUGACUGAUGGGGUAUUUUGUUUUUUGGACAAAUUCGUAUUAUUUUGCAGCUGCUUCAGGGAUGAUUACUGUGAGUAAUGGAUGAUGCUUCUCUAGCCUUGAUCUUUUGAUAGUGGCUUUCUUCCACCAUACGCCGCAUCGCUCUCUUUCAUAACCUAACUGUUUAGAAAUGAAUAUAGUGAGAUUAUCUCAUAGUCUGUCUGCUUUCAUCUUUCAUGCAUACAAGUAGUAAGUGUAGUAAUAGAGGACCAGUGUAGAUUUAGUGUUGUGUCAGUUUUCUUUUAUUCUUUUCAUGGAGAUUAUAUGGCAAUAUGCUGUACAAUAAACUAUUUAACAGAUAUUUCUAUGCACAUGAUUGCAACAUCUAUGUUGGUGAAUACUGGUGUAAGUGAUAUAUUUAAGACUGAUUAAGAUUUAUUAUGCUCACGAUUAUUGUACUAAAAAAGUAUAUUUGUAGCUGUUUAACGGGUUUGUUAGUGGUUGAAGUAAGGUAGUCUUAUUGUGUGGAAACAUCUAACCUGCUGAAGCGCAAUCCUGGCAGGGGUCAUCAUCCAUACCAAGAGUCAACUCGUUAGUCAAGGAUGCUGACUUCCUGUUUCCAUGGCAAUGACUCAACAUGCUGAGGUUGCUGCCAUACUAGGAAACAGAAACUCCUUUAGCACCAAAGUAAGGCUUGAUGAUGGUUGAGUGUUAACACCAAGUGGAACCAAGUGUGAAGAGAAGCUUUGGCAAGAGACAAAUGAUCCAAGAGUGCGAGUCUUUUAAUAAUCCUGGAGCUGCAUGUGUCAUAGGGCCUCUUGUAAGCGGUACAGAGGACAACGUGAUUGGCCUGAGGCUUCAACAUCCUUCGAUCCAGUUACAAAGCUUUGCCGUAAUAUAACCUGCACUGUAUGUGAGCAAUGGU
Molecule: messenger RNA, 2866 nt
Organism: Gasterosteus aculeatus aculeatus (three-spined stickleback)
Lineage: Eukaryota; Metazoa; Chordata; Actinopteri; Perciformes; Gasterosteidae
Source: RefSeq, a predicted model, not a curated record